Messenger RNA from Mobula hypostoma (lesser devil ray), 10789 nucleotides. RefSeq names its product transcriptional enhancer factor TEF-5-like. The transcript is spliced from 15 exons. Gene Ontology annotation, molecular function: DNA-binding transcription factor activity, RNA polymerase II-specific; RNA polymerase II cis-regulatory region sequence-specific DNA binding. Gene Ontology annotation, biological process: regulation of transcription by RNA polymerase II; embryonic organ development; hippo signaling. The record is from RefSeq and is a predicted model, not a curated record. Lineage: Eukaryota; Metazoa; Chordata; Chondrichthyes; Myliobatiformes; Myliobatidae. Gene Ontology annotation, cellular component: transcription regulator complex. Bases 1288 to 2514 code for a protein of 408 amino acids.
UGUAGGUACAGAAAACACAUUAUUAUGUAAGUUAUAUAUCAGUCAAGAGAGAAAAAAACUCCAAAACAAGGCGUUAAUCGACAAUUCGCGACAAGCCCAUGUAUUACAAGGUGUGAUGCUUGUAAAGGCGCCCCACCGCUGAGGUGGGAUUAGUUUUGUAAAGGUGGAUACUUGUAGGAAAGCAGUUGUGCCUCAGCCGGGUAGGGCGGGGCUUCAGGUUUCUGUAUUUCCCGCAGUGACAUGAGGGCAUGACCCCGACGGUGGGGAUCCACGGUGAUCAAUGAGGCACGGUCUCCCGUAGAUGCUGAAAUUGGUGGCAAGGGCUGUGCCCGUCAUGGACCCGGCUGUUUCCACUGUUCUCCGUCAGCCCUCUUGAGUUGAAAUCGUAGUUCCAGGCCGUCACGGCAGCUCACCUUCCAGGGCAGUUGGGGACGGUUAUUAAAUGCUGAGUGUGCCAACAAAACACAGAUCGCGAAAAAUGAACUUAAAGAAAUGAAACCGUUCCUGCUAAAUCUGUUCUCAACGUCCACCAUGCGGUGGCUCCCUCUGCGCCAGCUGUGGUCCACGCUCCUUGGGAAUUAAUGGGCAUUCACGCACCCUGCGCUGGGUCUCCUCCUCUUUAGAUGGCGCUUCUAUUGGGAGGUUGCAUUCCCGAGUUUACGACAAGCUCUUCCCGGCAAUCCUGUGGAGUUCUUUGGUCGAGGGAAGAGAGGAAAAAAAGUUUCCGAAAAAUCUGACGUCAGGGUGUAAUAGUAGUGCUACUUUAAGAUGUGGGAGUGAACACAACUCCCUUUAUCCAAUUCCAAGGGAUUGCCAGCUAAUGGAGGGCCUGUUGAGAGAGUAGAGCGCGAUCCCAGAGGGCUGUGGAAAGUUUUUCAAAGUUUACUCGGGCUCCAGAAACUUUUUGUUGUUGUUGUUUCCAAGUCAAAGAUUGUUUCCUACGGCCGGGGAAAGAACACCUCUAUCGGCUUGGAGGUCAGUUGGAUAAAUAUCGGAGAUCGGAAGUUUGCCCACCCGCUUUUUUUUGGAGAUUUUACCAGGGUUUCACUUCAGUAACUAACGGCUCUCCUCAGAGCCCCGCCAGCUGCCACAAUUGCGUCCAACGACUGGAACGGGAACGGGAGCCCCGGAGAUGGGAGGGAGGACGGGGCAGAGGCUUUGGAAAAAUCGUUGGAUAAUGACGCUGAGGGAGUAUGGAGUCCUGACAUUGAGCAGAGCUUCCAGGAGGCCCUGGCCAUCUAUCCACCGUGUGGUCGACGGAAGAUUAUCCUGUCUGACGAGGGCAAGAUGUACGGCCGCAAUGAAUUGAUAGCAAGAUAUAUCAAGCUUCGGACCGGCAAAACACGCACAAGGAAGCAGGUGUCUAGUCACAUACAGGUGUUAGCCAGGAAGAAAGUUCGAGAGUACCAAGCAAGCAUCAAGGUGUCUAGUCAUAUGCAGGUUCUUGCCCGAAGGAAAGCUCGUGAGAUUCAGUCCAAGCUAAAGGAUCAAGCUUCAAAAGAUAAGGCUCUGCAGAACAUGGCUGCCAUGUCUUCAGCGCAAAUCGUGUCAGCGACUGCGAUGCAGAACAAACUGGGGAUAACUCCAAUCCCUCAAGCUCCUUAUCCAGGGACAGCCAGGUUUUGGCCUGGCCCUCUUCCUGGACAGCCUGGGUCCUCUCAAGACAACACCCCAGAGCUGGCAGGGUGUGGAUGGAGGCGCAGAGACACAUGGAGCAGCACAUCCACUGAGGGCCACAGUGUGAAGCCCUUUGCUCAACCAUCGUAUUCAAUUCAGCCUCCAGUACCACCGCCUAUUACAAGUUAUGAACCCUUGGUCCCUCUCACACCUCCUGCCACAAUCCCAGUCUGGCAGGACCGAACCAUUGCCUCCUCCAAGCUCAGGCUGCUGGAAUACUCUGCCUUUGUGGAAGUGCAGAGAGAUCCAGACACGUAUAACAAGCACCUCUUCGUACAUAUUGGUCAAACAAACCCAUCCUACAGUGACCCGCUAUUGGAGGCUGUGGACAUCCGUCAGAUCUACGAUAAAUUCCCUGAGAAAAAGGGAGGCCUAAAGGAGUUGUUUGAGAAAGGACCACAGAACGCUUUCUUCUUAGUGAAGUUCUGGGCGGACCUGAACAGCAACAUCCAGGACGGACCUGGGGCCUUUUAUGGAGUCAGCAGCCAGUACACCAGCUCUGAGAACAUGACUAUAACUUGCUCCACGAAGGUCUGCUCCUUUGGAAAACAAGUGGUAGAGAAGGUGGAGACAGAGUAUGCCAGGCUAGAGAAUGGAAGGUUUGUGUAUCGGAUUCAUCGCUCCCCAAUGUGUGAAUACAUGAUCAACUUCAUCCACAAGCUCAAGCAUUUACCAGAAAAGUACAUGAUGAACAGUGUGCUAGAGAACUUCACCAUCUUGCAGGUUGUGACCAACCGGGACACCCAGGAGACCUUGCUGUGUAUAGCGUUUGUAUUUGAGGUGUCAACAAGUGAGCAUGGCGCACAGCAUCACGUUUACCGGCUGGUGAAGGACUAGGACUUCCACACCCAACUUCCCCUACACAGAGGGUGCUGCCACCUGCCAAUUAUCUACACAUCCUGGUGCCUGCUCGUUUUUACCAAAAGCAAAACAAAAAUCUAUUUUUCACAGAAACACGGAUAUUUUUACGUUAGAAGAAAUGUAAAAAGACAAAAAAAUGAACUGUUGUGAAGUCAAAGAACAUUAUUCUGCACUACUUCUGUGAGGGUCAUAUAUAUGUGUGUGUUUUUAAUUCCUCUCUCCAGAACUCAAGCUCAGUGAGAGGUAAUGGUACAGUUUUUCUUCCUUUUUAAAAAGAUAUUUACACUUCAGGGAUAGUAAGUAUUGGAUAAAGAUCACUUUCAGAAAGUGUGUGUUAAUGAGGGCUUGUAUGUAGGAAUGUUAUCUUCUAUGAUAGUUUUUUUUGGGGGGAGAGAAGUAAAAUGCCUAUGUUUUCUUUAUUUGUAAUCAUAAAACAACUGUUCAACCCAAAACCCAAACCAGGCAACUAAGAGUGUCCUCUUUGUAGCCUUUAUAUUCAUCAUCAACAUAUUCGAUGGAGGGUUGGUAUGAUCACAUCUUUGACCUCUCAGAAUGAUUUUUGUUUUGUGUGGGUUUGGGGAAAUAGAGGGGUUGAAGCUGUCUUUGCCUCCUCUCCCAUAUAGCCUUAUUAGCAGAUUUACUUGGUUGACAUGAUGGAUUUGACUGUGAAAGUAGGGGACUGACGUUACGGGCAAGGGGUUAAUCUCUUGUUUCAUUAAAACCUAAAUUAGCUUCGGGUAAAUGACAUGUUUAUUUACCCAAAAGUUUUGGUAGGGUUGAACAUAAGGUAUUGAGAGAGUUCUUGCUCUAGCUGGUUCUCCUUACACCCUGAGGGUACUAACUGAUGCUGGGAUGCAGCUCCACAGGUAUUGUUGCUAUCUGGUACCUCAUCCUGAGGGUUAUUUUCCACCGGUGAGCCUAUAAUGUGAAUAUUGGCAUGGUACUUUAUUGGUGAACAGGAUUGUCCCAAGCAGUUGGCUCAAAACUAAAAGGAAAUAUUUAUGAUGGUUUAAUCGCCUUGGUGUUUCAAUUUCUUCUUCGUUUGUUCAAAGGCAUCUAAAGGUCUGAGGAAAAUUAUUAAUCUUUCCUGGAGAAAUAAUGUCACUAUAGUCUGUAUCUAACAGGUACCAUACCAGGAUAGAGGAAUACAGCUUGUCUAAUCAGCUCUCCCCAAAGUGAUUUUACACAUUGUGCUUGCUGGAACAAAUGUUUUCAGAUUACUUAAUUGAAAUAAUGAGCCAAAUAAGAGAUCGUCACCACUUCCGAUGGGCAAGAAGGGUUAGAUCUGGAGAGGAACUGUAGUCCGAAAAGAGCAAGCAACUAAGGUUCUGAAUAAUUUGUAAUUAAAGAAAAAAAUCUACACAUUUUCACUUGAUACUUUCGAUUUCAUUUUUGGCCAAUCUUGCCAAAGGGAUACAUACAAUUUCCAUCAAAAAGCACUUCCAACUGAGAGAGUUUGCCUGAAGUAGCCAAAGAAAGAUUGAUGUUCUGAGCAGCUGUAUCAUGUCUUGUCCUUGGUCUUUGAAGUAAUACCAAGAGCAUGGGAACUUGCCUGUAUGCAUCCUGACAUUUUGUAUUCUCCUCUAGAUGAUUCAAAUAAUGAAAAUGUCUAGCCUUUACAACCUCAGAACAUUGGACAGCCAUUGAAGUACUUUUGAAUUGUAAUCACUGUUGUUGGAAAUUUGACUACCGAUUUGUACACAGCCAGCUCCCACAAACAGCUAUAUGAUCAGAUAACAUGUUCAAUGUGCAGGAAGGUAGGUGAUUGUGGCUGAAUGAGUACACUGAGGAAGCCUUAGAUUGACGGCGCAUGUGUUUUACUGGUGUUUGGGCUGAGCACUUUGGCCAUUUCUUGGAUAAAUCUAGCCUGAUACUGUUCAACUUUGUUUUUAAUCUUUUAGAAGCACUAAGUUAUUAUAGCAUACUUCUCGGAGUGAGCAGAGUGAGCUGAGGGUCUAUUCUGUCUAUCAUGAUAAUGUUUUGUUGUUGAAGGGUAACAGGUUAGAAUGUGUGUGUGCAUAUAUGGUAAGGAAGCCUGAAAAUUUCAGUACUUCAGUUCAGGAAUCUAGAAUGGAAAGGGUAAAAAGGCAGGUGGGAGCAGGUAUCUCAGGACACAGAAGUGGUAUUUUACAAUAAAGCUAUGCUAGUUCUACUUAUAUUCUUCACUUUGCUGUGAGGUUCCAGCAGCACCAUUGUGUCCCAACACUGAAUUCUGUUGAAUAGGAGGUGCUGGAUGAAUCUGAACCAGCUUUAUAGAUCCUUCUGUAAAUGGGAGAUGGUGCAUUGCACCUUUACAUAACCACUCCUACAUGGUUGAUUCGGCGGGGGGGUGGGGAGCAGUCCCUGGGGGAAAAACAUCGCAUUCUGGCAGGGGAAUUUAUAUUUUAGUUCAUAGUCAUUUAUUCAGUGGCUGGCUAAAUCUGACUUCCAGAUCCUGUCCAGAAAUGCCCCCUUUCCAGUACAUUUCACUACCAAUCCUGGAAUCAGUUGUCUGGAAAUUCCAGUGCACUCAUUGGGCUGCACUUGAGUAAUGCAGCAGUGAGGUUGUUAAUGAGCAUUUGGUUAGGGGCUAUCAGAUGAAUAUUUCCAUCUUCUCAAGGUCUUGGCACGGUGCAUCACACCAUAUCAUAGCUGAAAGCGUACUGCCUCUCCUCAUUUCCCAAGACUGCAGGCCUGUGCUGUGGACAGGGUGAGGAGGAAAUGUAGGCCAGCACUUACAGUGAGGGACUUAAGGAAAUUUGUGGUUGAUACUGAAGGUGAGGGAUUAGAAAGUACUGGGAGAGAUUGGGGAGGACUUGGAGUAGGGUAGGAUGGAGUGCUAUUAAACAGAAAGAACUAGGAAUUUCUAAGGGGGAUCAUGAAUGGAACGAGCAGUUUGUAUGAGGGACUGUCAGCAGAGAGACCAGCAGUGGAUGUUAGGGGGCUUGAGACUGGCAGCACAUCCUAGUGAGAAUUGUGGAAUUUGUGGAGGUUCUAAGACCAAGUGACUGGUCAGAGAUUUGGUAUUGUUAGGGGACAUUUUUCAUUGUGGAGAGCGGAGUGUUGGCCAGGAAUGUAGCUGCAUAAUUUACUUACCUUUAAAGCCUUCCUGUCAGGUGCCAUGCAAGUAAAACCACAUUGUCCUAGGGACAUCUUUGACAGACAUGCCAGAACAAUAAUGUCCAAAUACCUUGUAAAGCACUGAAAGGAGUGUUGCAUAAGGAAGGACAUCACCUCAUUGGCCGAGGCACAGAAGAUGUAUCAGGCUUGGGAGGGUGACCAGCACCAGGAACUGCUCAGACAAAUGUGAUGUGUGAAAUGACACAGACAUGGUCAUUACUAUUUCUGUCUUGGCUGGGAGUGGGAAUCAUUUCUCACUGACAAAAAGUUGAGCCAUGGUAGUCUAGUGGUUAACAAAAUGCUAUUACAGUUCGGGGCAUCAGAGUCCAAUUCCAACCUCAUCUGUGAGGAGUCUGUAUGUAAUGAAUGGGUUUUCUCUGGGUGCUCUGGUUUUUUCCCCACAGUCCAGACGUAGCAGUUCGUAUGUUAAUUGGUCAUGAUAAAGUUUCCCGUGAUGAGGCUAGGAUGAAAUCGGGGGGUCGCUGGGCGGCACAGCUCAAAGGGCCAAAAUGGCCUGUUCCGCGCUGUAUCUCAAUAAAUAAAUUUUUUUUUAAGUCUGAGUCAAUUGCAUUGCUAGCAAACCAUCUGUUUUCUUUUAUUAUCCCAUGCCUAAUCCAAGGGCAUGGAGCCCAAUUUAGAAAUUAUUUCUGCAAGAUUCAUAUUAAGUUAACUUGUCGUAGUCUGGGAACAAACUGGGAACUUUUUCUUAUUCUGAACAGUCAGGGACACACUUUACUUCUAAAACAACAGAGUGGAUGCCAAAAGGAUUUUACCCAACCUUUGGAGACUUUUUGAUAGCAUCUAUAAUGAGUUGAUUACAAAGUGUCUCUGGAAUGGCUCCCAUUGUGAUUGGACAAGUGACAUAUUCUUGCAUGUUUCUGAAAUUACUAUACAAUAGUAAAAUGGGAUUUUUGAAUUGCAUGCUCUUAUUACUAAUAUAUUUCCCAGCAUUUUCCUCCUAGUCAACAUUUACUGACUUCCACCAUGAGCAUUAUGAUUGCCACUAAUUGUUCUGUAAUUUGGCCAGUAUUUCUCCCCUUUCUUUCCCUUCCCUCAACUUGUUGGCAUUACUAUUACAAUCUCAUGGACAAGACUGUUACAGAAUUAAACUUAGCUUGGGUCAAAGAAAUUGUGCAAUCAGAAUAGAAGACAAAAAGUCAUAGAUUGUGGUGAAAGGACCUCUCAUUUCGUACAACGCAGAGUUAAACCCAUCAUUAAAACUACCCCUAAUAAUUCUGUCAUUUGGUAAGAUCUUUGGUGCUAUUGCCAUUUUCCUUUGACAUCCUAUCCUCUAGUCAGUGAAUCAUGGUUGUGUGUCCUUUUAAGUAUAAGGCAAUUGGCACCAAACCAAGUGAGGUAUAAGGAGAAGGGUAUGGGAGUCAUGUAGAGCUUUCUACUCUUCUUCAUGAAGGUAAUACUAAUAAUAAAUCUUGAGGGAUACUUUGGGUGAGUCACUGAUGUUUUAUACAAUGCCUGCAUGACUCUGUUGGUAUUGAUCUAUCCAAUAUGGAUUAGAUGCAUCUGGCCCAAACUUUAAUCUGUGCCAACCUCAGCAGUAACAAGUUUAGCUUCAUUUGAAACGUUGUGAGCUUUCUGUUCCUGAUAUGUAGUCCCAACUGGAGUUUGUACUGCAUGAAUGUUCAGAACAACCGGGACCAGAAUUGGCUAGGAGAGCCUAACAACAUUAAGUGUCUAGGAAUUAUUUGUAGAGAAAAUGGGCACUAGAUUGAGCUGAUGUGGGGUUGAAAUCUGCCUUCAGAAAGAGUAAAGGAGUUGGGAUGGUGCAUGGGAUACAAGAACUUUUCACUUUUGUAAGUAGUCAGUAUAACAGUUCCACUAUAUAGAUAAUCGAUCCUGCUGGUGUUAACACGUCCCAUCCCCCAAGCCCACUCCCGCAGAGCCACAAACAGUCCAUACAAGCUUCUGCCCACACACCUCCUGAACAAACAAAAGCCCCUCAGCACACAGACCCCCAGCAACAUCUGUGAACGACUACCUCUGGAAAAUGAAGUGUGAGCUGCUCAAAAGCACGAACAAAACAUCCCAGCUAGCAGAAGGGAGGAAACUACAAGCAAAGGAUUGGAUUGCUUUGUAAUUUAAUUUCUUUUACACCGGAAUUAACAUUUUCUUAUUUUAAAAGAUGUAACAAAUAGUGGGAGUGGAAGAAUUUUAGAAAAGUAGUGGGUUCUUUUCUAUAUAUAUAUUCUAUAUAUAUAUUAUAUAUAUGACAUAUAUGAGGCACUCAGAGAUGGUACUCAAGUAUUGUUGCAUUUGGGUAUCAAAAGAAACCUAAUUUGUUAGUGAUGUCACCUAGCACUUAACUCUGCUGUAAAUAUCUUGUACACAAUAUUUCUAUUGUGGUUAUCCUGCCACAUUCACAUUUACUCCAGUUUUUUUGUUAGCCUGGACAGACAGUAUUCUGUUCCUUCCUGUAAUAUAAUCUAGUUUUUGAAUUUUUCUAAAUAAAUAGGUACAUUCAUAUAUCAAAAUAAUUCAGACUCAUGAUUGAGAAGAUGGUUCAAAGCCACACAGCAGGGACAAAUGUCUUCUCUUAUUGGCAGCUGUGGAGAGUCUACUCUUGGUUUGAGUUUUUAGGGCCUUCUCUGGUUUUUGCUGAACACUAAGCUUCUUAUUUCCUUGAAUGCACCCACUGAGCAAGUUCUGGAUUCGGGAGGUAGGGUGGAAUGGAAUAAAGGUUUAAAGAACAGUUUUGUGGAGGUCACUUUCCAUCUUCCAAUGCAAGGAACUAGAAGGCCCAGGGCUAUCAAACAGGUCAGUCUCACAUCCGGAGUCUGACAGGAUAAAUGACUCAAUUAUAAUGUGAUAAAACCUAACAAGCUACGAAAAAGGCUUAGUUAUAACAGCCUCCCUUAUGUACCUUUCCCAGUGGCAGCUUAGCAUUUCCAUACAAUAUAUCUGUUAUUGGAGGCUUUACAUGUUUCAAGGCCAAGACAUGGAAAUAUCUCCAUUCCACCCACUCCCUGGCUGAGAAGUUAAUGUAAAACUAUUGCAUGCUGCUCAACACUCCCUCAAAAAAAAGGCCUAUAAUAUUUAAUAAUAUUAUGAAGAGUAAAGAUUGAGGUAAACAUACCACAGGCCACUGUAUGUUUUGAUAGCUAGGGGAUUGACAUUUUCACUGGAAAUAAUCUGCACAAGUCUUUAAGAUGGCAUUCAUGGUCUCUCCAUACAGUGGCCUGAGGUGUUCCCACCCUGCAAUCUUUCACAGGUUAAAUGUGAUUAGAAGUAUUCGCCCCUUGGUUUGCUGCCAAUGUUGUGUUUUUCUUUAAUACUUUUGUGUUUAAACUAGGAAGCCAUGUCAAUAGGAUUAUUUUUUGGGGUUUUUAAAUAUAUAUAUUUUUGAAGAAACUUUCUAAUACUACCUGUGAAGGCUGACAAAAGGGACACUUUGUUUUUAAAAAAAAAAUGUCCUUCUCGAUUAUUUUAUUGUAUAGGAACAUUACCUACUUAUUGGCCAAUAACGAUACUGUUGUUCUUCAUUAUUUCCUCUUACAAAACCAGGGUACAUAGCCAAAAUGUGAGAACCUUUUAACUCCUGGUGUAACACUCCAUAAUCCUUGAAGGGGCUUCAAGUUCAUAGAAGUCUAAACCAGACAAAGAAAGACAAACAGAAUAGCGUCAGUGUGGGCUUGGAAAAGGGGGCUUUUAACGGUGGGAUUUUGCAGUGGGUCACACUUGUUUGCAUAUUGAUUUCUCCAAUAAUCAUUUAUUUCAAAUUUUACCGAACCAAUAUUGUCCAUACUGCAAAUUAGCUAACUGCCUUGACUGCAUUAUAACAGGCCAGCCGCACAUCGCACAAAUUUUGAAAGAUAUUCUUUUGUACUUUUUAUUGAAUUGAAUUUGCAUACUUUUAGAAAUCUUUAUCUAAUACUCUUGGGGAAGUGCAAUCUCUGUUAAGAAAAGGCUCAUCUUUUAAUUGAACCUUAUCUCACCUACAACUUCCAUCUUACUCGCCACUCCAAAACUUUUCCCCCUAUUCCACUUCUUAUUUCUUCCAAACUCUAAAAUUCUUGUAGGAAGCAUUCCUCCUCUCCCUGCAUGCAUAUCUGGCUUGUCAAUUUGAACCAUAAACUACAGGCAUGGACUAAUUGCAGUCCUGAACACCCAUCCCCCUCCCUCCCCAACCAUAUGCCCACAUGGUGGCUCAAUCAUCUUUGCAGUUGGAUGUAUUAUCGGCUGGUCUGUGCUGCUUGAAAAUUGUGGAUGAAGGUUUGGAAAAUGUCAGAGACAAGUGCAAAUGAAAAUACCAAGCUAUAUUAAAAUCCUAAAUUGGAGAUAUAAGCAAACUAAUGCCCGCCUGGAAUUAACCUGCAUACCUGACUCCUGUUUAGCAUUCUGUGAUCCAAAAGUUUGGGCCAGGACUUUCAUCUCCUUUUCCGAGGACCUCAAACAAUGGAAUUCUUAAUCUCUCUCAGCAUUCCCUUCUUCCCAUUACUGACAACUUUUUAAAGUCUAAGCUUGGCUUCAUCGUUCCAUAAUUACACAACAUGGCUUCCACUCAUUUCAAUUGGAGUGCUCUGAAAGAUUAACUUUGUUCUUCACAAAAAGCCUUAGUAAUUGAGGUACAGAUUAUUUGCCAGGAGAGGGCAGCCCUGAUAUCUUUCCCAAUCGAUCCGAAUCCCAAUUGCAGAAGCAGGAGAGCUAACAGGAAUUAAGGUGUAAGCAACAUUGUGAGACCCACUGUUGUAAGAUACGGCCCAAAGGAGUUUAAAUACAGGCUUUAAGAACUAUUUGUAUUUGUCGUUAUGCCAAUUGUGAAGGACUUUAACAUGCAGGUACUUACAUUUAUGAGGGUCAUUGUUCUUUAUCGGCAAUCCUUAAACUGUAUAUUCUUAAUGGAGUACAGUACUUUUUGAUUUUAUUCCUCUAAACCAUACUUUGUCACAUGGUGAAAAGGUAAUUUGAAACAGUAAAGAUGUGUUAAUGUGUGAUGAUAUUGUUUAUGUAUAUUUUUCUGAAUUGUGAGGGGGUUUUAUUAUAUAUCCAAUGUAUAUGUCCAUCAACUUAAUCUGGGUGCCUUCAGAGCCCAGAUCCUUAAACAAAAUAACAGAACAAAGCAAUAAAUAUUUGUUGGUGGGUGUGUAUCUUUCUGCGUCAGUAGUGUGGCUUUUUUUUAAAAAAAGAAACUGUGUGG